Messenger RNA from Girardinichthys multiradiatus, 2472 nucleotides. Its product is annotated as gastrula zinc finger protein XlCGF26.1-like. The coding region runs from base 29 to 1972 and encodes 647 amino acids. The transcript is spliced from 2 exons. Lineage: Eukaryota; Metazoa; Chordata; Actinopteri; Cyprinodontiformes; Goodeidae. The record is from RefSeq and is a predicted model, not a curated record. Gene Ontology annotation, cellular component: nucleus.
AAGUUUGGAGAGAGAAAAGCUACCAGAGAUGUGGAGACAGCAGGUCAAACAGCGACUGGAUGCAGCAGAGGAGCAGAGACACGAAAUACUGGAUGCUGCUUUCAGCCCCGAAGAUCGGCUGCAGUCAUUAGAUGUUCAACAGAAACUGCUGGUUAAAGAAGAGGUUCCUGAAGAACAGAGUCCUGAUCUGGACCAGAAUCACCCGCAGACUCUCCACCUGAAGGAGGAGCAGGAGGAACUUUGGACCAGUCAACAGGGAUAUCAGUCCAGUGUGAAGGAGGAGAAUGAUCCCACCAGGUUUCCAGUCAUUGCUGUUCUCAUAAAGAGUGAAGAUGAUGAUGAGAAACCUCUGUUCUCACAGCUUCAUCUUCACCUAACGGACAACAGGGAUCUUCCAACAAGCAGCUCAGCUGAGCAAAUGAAAACAGAACCUGAUGAAGAGGUCUGUGGGGGAGCAGAAUCCAACAGGAAGCCACAUCUAAAGACUCAUGGAGACACCUUCAAUUCUUCAGAGACUGAAGACAGUGAGGCUGGAGAGGAUGAUGAUGUGGACCAUCCUGAUUCUGCAUCUGAAACUGAAGACAGUGAGGAUGAGAAGAAGGAGAGCAGGACUCCUGAGUCAGAUGGGAACACAUCUCUGAGCUGUUCUGAAUGUGGCCAACAAUUUGUGAACAAGUGCUCUCUUGAGACACACAUGACGGGUCAUUCAACAAUAAUGUCUUCAUAUUUAGACUUGCUGAGGAAAGUCCAGACAGGCCUGAGGUGUUUUAGUUGUUCAGACUGUGGUAGAAGUUUCAAAAGGAAAAGUUAUCUAGAAAAACACAAAAAAAUCCACACAGGAGAGAAGCCAUUUGGAUGUGACCUUUGCGGACACAGAUUUCUAGAUAAGUCCAAUUUAACCACUCACAAAAAAACCCACACAGAAGACAAGCCAUUUGGUUGUGACGGGUGUGGAAAAAGAUUUCGAUUUAAGUCGAAUUUAAACAGACAUAUGAGGAUCCACUCCGGGGACAGACCAUUCUGCUGUGAUGUUUGUGGAAAAAGAUUCAGAUUUGACUCCAAUUUAAGCAGACACAUGAAAAGCCACAUAAACAGGCAGCUGAGGAUCCACACAGGACACAGACCGUUUGGUUGUGAUGUUUGUGGACAAAGAUUUAGUCAAAAAGCUCAUGUAAAGAGACAUAUGAAACUCCACACAGAGGACAAAGCUCUUAGUUGUAAAUAUUGUGGAGAAGAAUUUAAAUCCAAGUCAGAUUUGAACAUCCACGUGAGAGUCCACGCCGGGGACAAGCCAUUUAGUUGUGAUGUUUGUGGAAUAAAGUUUAGAUUUAAGUCAACUUUAAACAACCAUGUGACAGUCCACACCGGAGACAGACCGUUUGCUUGUGACGUUUGUGGACUUAAAUUUAAAUUGAAAUUAACUCUAAACAGACAUAUGAGAGUCCACUCAGCAGACAAACCAUGUGGCUGUGAUGUUUGUGGACAAAGGUUUAAAUGUAAGUCAAGCUUAAAAAAACAUAGAGCCAUCCACACAAAAGACAAGCCACAUGGUUGUGUUCAUUGUGGACAGAAGUUUAGAUUUAAGUCGGCUUUAAGCAAACACAUGAUCAUCCACACAGGAGACAAGCCUUUUGCCUGUGAUCAUUGUGAACAAAGAUUUGUUAAUAAGUCAACUUUUAGAAAACAUGUGAGAAUCCACGUGGGAGACAAACCGUACGUGUGUGGUUUUUGUGGGAAAAGAUUUAACCAAAAGGUAUUUUUAAAAAGACACACCAGAGUCCACACAGGAGAGAAACCCUUUCGCUGUGAUGUUUGUGGACAGAGAUUCACCCAGAAGGGCUCCUUGAGGAGUCAUAUGAUAACCCACACAGGAGAAAAACCCUUUGGGUGUGAUGUUUGUGGAAAAAGAUUUAACCAAAGGUCAAAUUUAAACCGUCACGUAAGAAUCCACUCCAGAGGAAAAACUGUUUAAAUGAAAAUAUUAAGACAACUUGUGUUCUUCUCAACUUAAAAAACUUAAGGUGGUUUUUUGUGACAAAGUCUUUUCCAUUAAAAUGUAUGUUUGUUAAAAUAUUUUAUCACAUAGUUGUCUUUUAGCUAAGAGCUUAGCAGGAUGUUCGAAACACUAAAGGGAGACAUGGCAGACUAGCACUAGUAAAGCUUUCUGAAGAAAGAAAAAUAUAUUUUACUGUAUAUAUUUGUUCCUAAUGAGAAUAGUUUGGUUUAAUAUUCAAGACCAUAAUAUUGGAGGGUUAAAGCCUGGAAUACAUUUGUUUAAUUUACUGGAGCUAACAGCUAGCAGCCCCCCCUCAACCUACCUGGUGAGAAACAGUUCAAGCCUUCUCAAGAUCCACAACCCAUGAGGACCAGAGAAGCACACUGCCAUGGUUGGUAGCAUCAUGAUGAUCAUGUUGUUGUAUUUAUUGGGAUAACAAUAAAGGGAUGAUAAAAUAAAGUGUUUAUAAUUUCUUU